Messenger RNA from Trichoderma virens Gv29-8, 2709 nucleotides. RefSeq lists its product as uncharacterized. The transcript is spliced from 2 exons. Gene Ontology annotation, biological process: clathrin coat disassembly; clathrin-dependent endocytosis. Gene Ontology annotation, molecular function: clathrin binding. Gene Ontology annotation, cellular component: vesicle; cytoplasm; intracellular membrane-bounded organelle. The coding region runs from base 1 to 2709 and encodes 902 amino acids. The record is from RefSeq and is a predicted model, not a curated record. Lineage: Eukaryota; Fungi; Ascomycota; Sordariomycetes; Hypocreales; Hypocreaceae.
AUGAAUGACCUGUCCGGACUCGAUUGGUCUUCGGACGCAUCGGCUAACAAGCCAAAGCCGAUGGCUGUCAACCCUUCUUAUCCUCCGUUUCGAUCAUCGCCGUCUCCCUUCGGAUCGGGACAGAGCACGCCCCUGUCGGCUCAGAAGCCAAACAGCCCAGCGCCCAAGGCGGUUCCUGCAAAAGCUGCGCAAGAUAGCUUCAGCAACCUGAGCUUUGGCCUGCCGAAAGCCACCCAGAACCUGUCGCUGGCCGAGAGACAGGCGCAGCUUGAAAUCGAGAAGCGGAAGAAAGAAGAAGAGAGACGGAAGCUGGCAGAGGCGCAAUUUGGAAAUGGCCAGCACUGGGACUCUCUAGGAUCGCGAGGCUUCACGCCCAGCCCGGCGCCCCAACAGCAGAAAGUAGCCGCCAAGAGCGCGGCAAACGACGACGACGAUCUAUUCGCUGCGUUCAACAGAGACACCAAGGUAGACAAUGCUAGCCAUUAUCCUCCACCCCCGCCAGACAAAAGCAAGCUUGACUUGGGCGACCCCUCAGCAUGGUGCGACCCUAAAGCAUGGGUUAUAAACGCAGCCUCUAGCGGCGGCGGCGGUUUCAAAGCAGAGGACGAUGACCCCUUCGGACUCCACGAGGUGAAGCCUGCUGCCUCGAAAGGAGCUGGCCGAGGCACCACCACCAGCGCAGACGACUUUGACUUUCUGGGAGAUCUUGGACGACCUGUGGACGAGGUUCGAAGAGAACAACAAGCCAAACAAGAAUCCUUCCAAAGCGAACCAGGGAAGCCCAUCGAAGACGACUCGAGCUCUUCCGACGAUGACGAACCUGCGGAGCAAAAUAUUGAGCGAGUACCCAGGGUGAAUAAGGAUCCCUUUGACAAAGCGGUUGCGCAGCUUGUCGAUUAUGGGUUUACACCCGAGCAGGCCAGGAGGGGGCUUGUGGAGAGCGGGACAGGUUUCAAUGCCCAAGCAGCUGCCAACUGGCUCUUGGACGAAGCUCACAGGAAGUCCAAGGAGGCAUCGCAAUCUCGGAGUUCCCAAGGCGGAAGUUCUGCUGCGCCAGGAAGCCAAAACCAGCGGAGCGACAGCCGGUCUCCCGCCAGGGGUGAAACUGAUUUUGCAAAGACGGCUGCCGCCAUGGGAAACACUUUAUUCAAGUCUGCGAACACGUUGUGGAAAACUGGGCAGAAGAAAGUGCAGCAAGCAGUUGCGGAAUUACAGCAAGAUAUAGGAACAGACCCAACCCAGCCGAAAUGGAUGCGGGAUGCUCAACAGGCGCGGGGACAGCCGAGACCUCAAAAAGCUGACGCUGAUGUCACGGACGAGGCACUUAUGCUCGAGUCUGGCGGUAGACCGCAACCAGCCAGGAGUAGUAGUAGCAGUCGCCAUGCUGUAGACCCAAGAGCCGGUCCUCAAAUUUCGCGAACAUCAUCACCCGCCCAGUCCUCGGGAACACAGAGUCGAAAUAGCCCUGUUCCACGAUGGCAGCAGCAGACAGCGCCGCCACCAAUGAUUCCGGAUGCGAGAUCAAGACUUAGCAGACUAACGGCCGAUGAUGAUGACAGCUUCUCCAGCUACGUGAGUGCUAGCAGAAGAAAGAAGGCGAGCCCGGCACCGGAGCCACCAAAGAAGACUGAGCCUGAACCCGAUCUGUUGUUUGGUUCACAAGCGUCGAAACCAUCACAGAGAACUCCAUCUCCGGCAACCCAGAGACCAACAGCAGCUACCCCAAGCCGACCUCAGCCAGCACCAGCGCCUGCACCUCCGCGCAAAGUUACACCUAGACCUACAAGGCAGAUUCCCCAGAUCAGCCCCGAAGCAUUACAGGCAUCAACAAAACAUAGACUACAGGGAACCACGCACUUCAAGCGUGGUGAUUAUGCUGCGGCUCACGCGUCUUACUCAUCGUCUCUAACCUCCGUCCCUUCUACGCAUCCUCUGAUGAUCAUCCUGCUUACAAACCGUGCUUUGACCGCCCUGAAAACCGGAGAACCCAAGCAAGCAGUGACUGAUGCAGACGAGGCACUGAAGAUUAUUGGGCCUGGGAACGGCCAGGGAGAGACUGUGGCUGUAAGAAAUGAAUCCGGACAGGAAGAGAGUCGUGAUAUGAAGGAGCUCUACGGCAAGGCGCUGAGCAGGAAAGCAGAGGCCUUGGAGCAGAUGGAGAAGUGGGCAGAAGCAGGCGCUGUGUGGAAACAAUGCGUCGAAGGCGGCGUUGGCGGACCUACCGCCGUCAAAGGCCGCCAGCGAUGUCAGGAUGCCCUCACUCCUAAACCCAAGGCUGCCCCGAGACCUGCGGUGAAGCCUCGACCUCAGCCAGCUGCCAGCCGAGCACCACAGAAAGACUCGGAAGCUGUUACCAGGCUACGUGAGGCUAACCAAGCCGCCGCCAAAGAAGAUGACGAGAAAUUUGCCCUUGCGGAUAAGGUAGAUGCCAAAGUAUCCGCCUGGAGAGAUGGCAAGAGGGAGAAUCUGCGGGCACUGCUGGCCAGUAUGGACUCAGUGCUCUGGGAGGGCAGUGGAUGGAAGAAGGUUGGGCUGCACGAGCUGGUAAUGGCGAACAAGGUCAAGAUUUCGUACAUGAAGGCCAUUGCAAAGACUCAUCCUGAUAAGCUCCCACAAGACGCGAGUACCGAGGUUAGACUUAUUGCUGGAUUGGUGUUUAGCACUCUGAACGAGAGCUGGGACAAGUUUAAAGCGGACAACGGGCUAUAA